GCAAUUUAAAAUUAAAUAAUCCUUUUUCAAUUUUCCAACUUAUAUACCCUCUCCUAUAUAAAAUAAAAGUCUCAUCAGGACGACGGAACCAUCCGCUCUCUCUUCAAAAAUCAAAGCCUCGCUAAUAUCUGCAAAAAUGUCCAGCUCAUCGGAGUAUUCUGGAGUUUCCGGCCAAAAUCCGGUCAAGUCGCCGGAGAUCUCCACGUUUUCCCAGACUUGUAAUCGGUUGAGCCAAUACCUCAGAGAAAACGGUUCCUUCGGUGACCUCACCCUCGGCAUAACAAAACGCAACCCCGCCCCUGAAACACACGCAGGGUCACCUGAGAAUUCAUGCUAUUCUGCAACAACCAUGGAGUUAUUUCCCACAAAGGAGAACAAUAAUGUGACAACCAUGGAUCUUCUUUAUCCACGUGCUCCUGCUUAUGCUCCAGCCCCGGUAAACACAAGUGCAUUCAAGGAUGGUAAAGGUGCACAGUUAACAAUCUUUUAUGGUGGAGAAGGAUUCUGUCCUUGGCUAAAAGAGGGAACUCUUCUGCAUGCGCUUCUACUCAGCACACCCGGCCUUACUUGUUUCAACCCCAUUCCCAGCUACAGUCCGCACCUGUUGUUGGUGAUCUACCUAUUGCAAGGAAGGCUUCGCUGCAUCGGUUCCUGGAGAAGAGAAAGGAUAGAAUUGCUUCAAAAGCACCAUAUCAAACCAGCAGCCCCGUCUCGGUCCCUAAUAAAGCAGCUGAGUCGUCUAUGGCAUGGCUUGGGUUAGGAGCUUAAUCAACACACUAUUAAAAGCAGUUUUGUUCAUAAUUGGUGGACUGCUCAAUUAGGCUUUUUGUUAUUUUGGUUUCAGCCUAUCCCCACUGCUAUAUAUCAAGACUAAGACAAAUAUAGAUCUAACUUUAUUCCUAUUUAGCUUCUGCCUAGUUAUUUCUUUCCUUGUAAUUAUUAGUAUCUCAAACAUUUUGGAUUCAAUACUAUUUCAUUCCAUUUGUUUUA
Molecule: messenger RNA, 990 nt
Organism: Arachis ipaensis
Lineage: Eukaryota; Viridiplantae; Streptophyta; Magnoliopsida; Fabales; Fabaceae
Source: RefSeq, a predicted model, not a curated record